AUGCAAUCAAACACGGAAGCCUUGCUUGAAAAUGAAGGAAUUCUAAAUGUCUUAUGGAUAUACUUUAAUGAUCUUAAAGACAUUUUUUUCGGUGCUAUAUUAGCAAUUUAUCAACUGAUUUCAAUUAUGAUCCGAUCAACGAUAAUGAAAAUCUUAAAAUUCCCAGAAACAAUCGCUGAAGCAUCGGUGCUAGAAUUUAAGCAUAUUUUUAACACAGAACCCAUUCCAGAUGACUUUGACUAUUCAUUCUUGACAGUGUAUGAAACAGUUGGCUUACCAGAGCGAAGAUUCUGUGCUUUUUUACUGUCUUUCGUUAUUGGAGCAGGGACGCACUUGUUGUAUUUACGGUGGCAACAACCAGUUCUACCUCAGCCACCAUACUAUUCAUCAACUAUUAUUGCACUAGUUGUGGAGUUCAUUUGUCCAAAAGUUGGUAAAAAUCGACAAAAAUUCCUACUUUAUCCGAUCGGUUCUGCAACAUUAUUUUGUCUUGCAUAUGGUAUUUUCAAUAAACAAAUGGAUUUCAUAUAUCUCUUUUCAACAGCAGUUGCAAUUGGCUUUACGUAUGUUAAUUUGCAAGCUCUGCUCGGAAACAGCGGUCGUAGAAAUGAUUAUGCAACAGCAUACCAUCAUAUAGCACUUCCGAUAAAUUCAAUGUACAAUGAGCUCAUAUGCAUCCUUCUUUUUGGUAACUACAUACCUAAUCGAGCACUAUACGAAGCUAUUCCUGAUGCAUUGGAAGAACAAUACACGAUAAUGGUCCACUGA
Molecule: messenger RNA, 768 nt
Organism: Thelazia callipaeda (thelaziosis nematode)
Lineage: Eukaryota; Metazoa; Nematoda; Chromadorea; Rhabditida; Thelaziidae
Source: the annotation of a GenBank genome assembly